Molecule: messenger RNA, 2509 nt
Organism: Eutrema salsugineum
Lineage: Eukaryota; Viridiplantae; Streptophyta; Magnoliopsida; Brassicales; Brassicaceae
Product: auxin response factor 18
Exons: 13
Coding region: 514-2268 (584 amino acids)
Biological process (GO): regulation of DNA-templated transcription; response to hormone
Cellular component (GO): nucleus
Molecular function (GO): protein binding; DNA binding
Source: RefSeq, a predicted model, not a curated record
UGAUACCGUGAGACUUCUUCAAAAAAGGAAGCAGCUUUGGUUUGCUGCAGAUCGGGGUUAGGUAUAGAGAAGCAAGCAAAGCUAGAAAGAAGAAACGGCGAGAAGUUUGUGAUUGUUGAGGCGAAACAACACGGAAUCUGAGAGGAGAGGAGAAGACAAAAAAAAAGAUUGAGGAGAGAGAGAGGAUCGGUUUCGUGGCUGAAAGAAAAAAAAAAUCGGGGAAAAAGAGAGAGAGAUUUAUCAAACAGUGCCUGAAUUACGCUGUGUAAUCAAUACAGACAUAACCGUCCGUUGUGUCCUGUUAAAAAAGAAGAGAAAAGUUUUUUGCUUUUAUUUCCUUUGAUGGCUCUUUUCUUUCUUCUCUCUCGUGUUUCUUUCAUGGGGUUAAGAGUAGUGUUUAGCGCGUGAAGGUUUUUUUUAUAGUUUAUUUUCUCUCCUCCUCUUCUUCUUCUCUUCUUCUUCUUCUUCUUCUUCUUCUGCUUCUUCUUCUCUUGUUUUCAUCUGGGUUCUUCAAUGGCGAAUGUAGAUGGGGAUGAUUUCAGAAAUUCCUCGCCAAGGUCUUAUCAGGAUCAGCUGUACACAGAGCUAUGGAAAGCUUGUGCAGGUCCAUUAGUGGAGGUUCCUCUUGCUGAAGAGAGAGUUUUCUACUUCCCUCAGGGUCACAUGGAACAACUUGUGGCUUCAACUAAUCAGGGAAUUGAAUCAGAAGAAAUACCUGAUUUUAAUCUUCCUCCCAAGAUACUUUGUCGAGUUCUUAGUGUGAUGUUAAAGGCGGAGCAUGAAACAGAUGAAGUUUACGCUCAGAUCACAUUACAACCAGAGGUUGAUCAAAGUGAACCCACACCUCUCGUUGAACCGACAAAACAAAUGUUCCAUUCGUUUGUUAAGAUUCUAACGGCUUCAGAUACAAGCACUCAUGGUGGAUUCUCUGUUCUUCGUAAACACGCCACUGAAUGCUUGCCUGCCUUGGACAUGACACAAGCUACUCCUACUCAAGACCUUGUGACUAGAGAUCUUCAUGGGGUUGAAUGGAGGUUUAAGCAUAUAUUCAGAGGACAACCUAGGAGGCAUUUGCUUACCACAGGUUGGAGUACAUUUGUAUCCUCGAAAAGACUUGUAGCUGGAGAUGCUUUUGUGUUCUUGAGGGGUGAGAAUGGGGAUUUAAGAGUCGGAGUUAGGCGUUUAGCUCGGCAUCAGAGCACGAUGCCUACUUCGGUUAUCUCGAGUCAGAGCAUGCAUUUGGGAGUUCUUGCUACAGCUUCUCAUGCUGUGCGUACACAAACACUCUUUGUUGUGUUUUACAAGCCUAGAAUAAGCCAAUUCAUAGUAGGAGUGAACAAGUAUAUGGAAGCUAUGAAGCAUGGAUUUUCUCUCGGUACCCGAUUCAGAAUGAGAUUUGAAGGAGAAGAGUCUCCUGAGAGGAUAUUUACGGGUACGAUUGUGGGAACUGGAGAUCUAUCUUCGCAAUGGCCAGCUUCUAAAUGGAGAUCAUUGCAGGUCCAAUGGGAUGAGCCAACAACAGUUCAGAGACCAGACAAAGUCUCACCAUGGGAGAUUGAGCCUUUCUUGCCAACUUCCCCAGUUUCAACACCUGCACAACCGAAAUGCAAGCGGUCAAGACCCAUCGAAUCCUCGGUUUUGACUCCAGCUCCAGCUAAUUUAUUGUACAGCUUCCCUCAGAGCCAAGAUCCCACCAAUGCAUCCCUUAAACUGUUCCAAGAUCCAUCAACUGAGAGAAAUCCAGGUGGAUUUGCUAUAAACAACAGCUUCAAAGCUGACACUCCUACUCCUGCGAGUUGUUGCUACAGGCUGUUUGGAUUUGAUCUCGCAAGCAGUCCUCCUGCUCUUAUCCCUCCAGAGAAGCAAUCGCUCGAUACUUCUGCAGUGGCCAAGUGUCAAGAACCCAUCACUCCAAACGCAAGUAAUGAGCAGAAGAAGCAACAAACAUCGAGGACUCGAACCAAAGUGCAAAUGCAAGGGAUUGCUGUUGGUCGUGCGGUUGAUUUAACGCUGUUGAAAUCAUAUGAUGAGUUGAUUAAAGAGCUUGAGGAGAUGUUUGAGAUCCAAGGACAGCUUCUUUCUCGAGACAAAUGGAUAGUUGUCUUCACAGAUGAUGAAGGAGAUAUGAUGCUUGCUGGAGAUGAUCCAUGGAAUGAGUUUUGCAAGAUGGCGAAGAAGAUAUUUAUAUAUUCGAGCGAUGAGGUUAAGAAAAUGACAACGAAAAUGAAGAUUUCUUCGUCGUUAGAGGAUGAAGAAAGUAUGGAUUGAUAAUCGUCAUUAUGGAUCUAGUGUAUUAGGUGUGAGAGUUUAGCUAUAUAUUAAGGUUAUUCGGCGACGUCGUUUUUUAGCAACUUUGGGUCGUAAGGGUCUUUUAUUUAGGUUUGUAUAUAAAGAAUCUCAUGGUCUUGGACCUUAGUUUUCUUUUCUAGUCAAUUUUCAAGUUGGCGAUUAAAUAUUUUGGUUUGGGACAGUGGUUGAUGGGUCGAUUCAGACUUUUACGUUUGUUGUG